This is a messenger RNA of Zerene cesonia (dogface butterfly), 8248 nucleotides long. RefSeq names its product mucin-5AC (gene Cda5). The coding region runs from base 96 to 7112 and encodes 2338 amino acids. The transcript is spliced from 16 exons. Gene Ontology annotation, biological process: carbohydrate metabolic process. Gene Ontology annotation, cellular component: extracellular region. The record is from RefSeq and is a predicted model, not a curated record. Gene Ontology annotation, molecular function: hydrolase activity, acting on carbon-nitrogen (but not peptide) bonds; chitin binding. Lineage: Eukaryota; Metazoa; Arthropoda; Insecta; Lepidoptera; Pieridae.
AGGCUGAGGCGAGCGUCCACCAGCCACUGUAGUGCGCUGACUUCCCGCGCGGUUCGACGCGUGAUGUGGUAGUGAGUGAAGUGACUGUGUGUGCUAUGAGCUCUUUAAGGUACUUCAGCGCAGGCGCGCUGUUCACAUUGGUUAUAUUGACAGAAUGUUUUGGGGCACACGACCGUUCCCGGCAGCGCUCUGGCCCGAUCAGGAGCGUUCCGGUCGCGGCGAGCGUCAAACGGGAGGUAGACUUCGAUUGCCCUGAGGAGUUCGGCUACUACCCUCACCCUACCGACUGCACCUUGUACUAUGUGUGCGUGUUUGGUGGCGCGCUGCUUGAAUCUUGCACUGGUGGUCUGAUGUACAGCCACGAACUCCAAACAUGUGACUGGCCACGCAACGUUGGUUGUGAUGCUACUGGUGCCGUGGUAGCCGAAGACUUGGAGCGAUUGAACGAGAGAGAGCCACCCCCUCCGCCUCAGCUCCGACGUAAUCCCCCUCCACCGCCGCGAGUUCAGCCCAAUCCUAUUGUAACUUCACGAGGCCAACCUAAGUACAGCCGACGGGAAGAAUACGAAAAACAGCAACAGUUAUAUGCCGAGGUAGAAGAUCAGCUACCACCAGUCGAAGAAAUCGAGACCGAUCGACAACAGAGAGUAUAUAGAGGUCAACCCUCUACUAUAGGACAGGUUCAAAAGGAUAGAGACGGUUACGCAGCGCAACCUAUUUCAUCUGGACGAACACUAAACGCAAACAUUAUUCCCGCUUCAAUAAAUCAGAACAGUAAAAUCGGAUCAUUUUCAUUUGGUACUCAGGUUGAUGAAAGAAGAGCGCCAACCGCCACUCCUGCACCUCAAACUUACAGUGGACGUACUCACGACAACGUGACUGAAACUUCUGACAGACUUCUUGACUUCAUGACUAACGAAAUUGAAACUGAUGAAAUAAGAGAAAAGAUUCAUUCUAGGCGAAAGCGCGGAAUUGUUGAUAGUACUUCAGAUUCUAACUCUAAAAACAAUUCAUACAUUGUAGAUAGAAAUGACAACGAUGAAACGAUGGAAUAUAUUGAAGAUGAUACAGAGUCUAUUUUAGAUUACAAUGAUGAACAAUUUGAAAAUGAAAGAGGAAAAAGACAAGUUAGAUAUUACACAAAAAAUGGUUAUAAAACUCCUACCAAAAGUUGGCCGAAUACGAAACAGUUAAAAUAUGUUGAUUUGCAACAAUAUAAUUAUAAUCCAAAUAUUCAAAGCUCUAGAUAUCAACAAGUAUAUACUAAUGACGAUUUAAGUAACGCUCAGCGUGCAUCAUCUGCAUCGAGUAAUUAUUUUCCAACCGGCAAUUCAUACCUCUCAUAUCAAACCGAUAAUUUUCAAUCCCAAAGACCGUUUAAACCUAGUUUACCGGAUAUACCAAAGCAGAAACAAUCGCCAACAAAUAUAAACACUCAAAUUAUAACAAAAAGUCCGCCGAUAUCAUCACUGCAUAACAAUGAUAAUCCAUUUUCUUCUUUAUCGGGUGGUUUCUAUAAUAAUAACCAGAAUAAUCAAAAUAAAUUUCACAAUUUUAAUCAAAACGGGCAGUAUUUAUAUCAAACAGUAACACCAAAAUACCCUUCUUAUCCCGACUCGUCUCAGUUAUCCAGUACAUUAGUCACUGGAAAACCUAUACAAGCUACUUCAACAAUCACGCCUGGUAAAUAUCAUUCAAAUUAUCAAAUCGCUAAUGGUCAACAAAAUAAAUUCAGUAAUAUAAAUGACCAAAACACUGUCAAUAUCAGGCCGCCUAAGGCUAAUGAAGAAUACGAUGACGAAGAUGAAGAGUCCGAUGAAGAUGAAGAUGAAUCAGAAGAGGGUACAAAUGAUAAAAGAACAAAUUUUGGGCCUAUUUCUUCACACAUACCGCAUGAUUAUAAAUAUCCUAAAAAUAAGUAUGCUAAUAUUGACAAUCCAUUCGCAAGUCCCGAUUUUAAUUUUGACGACUUUCUUUCUAAGCUGAGAGACAGUCACUAUUCUGUUGUAGGAAUAACAACAAACAAACCAAAACUUUUGCACACUGAUGGAUUUUCUUCUACUCCUGUGCAAAAUCAUAGGUUAACAUUCCCUACAUCUCCUACGUAUAAGGUAAUAAGCACCCCAAAGCCCUUUACACCUUCUACACAUUUAGGUGUUGUUCAUUCCUCGACACUUCAACCGCAACAAUUUCAUCAAUCCUUCAUCUCUCAAAACAAUCAACAUGCGAAAAUAAAACCACCGAAUUUUAAAGAUGAUCGUCAGUUACCUCUGACUCAUAAUUUCAACACGCCAUUUCAAAAUAAUAUUAACGAAUCACGAAGUACUUCACCAAAGAUUCAGGCCCAAUAUUUACAAGAAGUCACCCAAAAACCAUUUUUUACCGUAACAGGUCCUAAUGCCCUCCUGUCAAGUACAAGGAAUACAAAUUUCUUAAACCAUCCUUCACCUUUCGUUUCUAGUGAAAAUCCAUUUGUAACAUCAACAAUAAAGCCUAAUCAUCCAUAUGUUGUUACGUAUAAGCAGUCAACUCCUAAACCAUCUACAACAUUAGCAAGUCAACAAUUAGCUGCUCUUCAGCAUUAUUGGAAUAACCCGUCAACGGAGUAUUCACAAUUUUUAAAAUCGACUCUUAGACCGAAUUAUGUUUCUGAUAUACCAAAUUUAGAAAGUUUGUUUAAACAAAGCUUUCGUCCUUCUCCGCAAGUGAUAACGAGAGCACCGGAGACAGUUAGAAAUCCAGUUAUUACCACAACUUCAACCACCACUACUACCACAACUGUUGCGCCGCCCAAACGUAAACCUAUUCCAAAGCCAUCACCGGAAAUGAUUGAUUACUAUUAUGACGAUGAAGAUGAUCAAUAUUACUAUGAACCUGCUGUUAAACCUAAAUAUAUGCCAAGUUCUGAAGUAAAACCGCAACGGCCACCGAUGGCACAAAAUUAUCAGGAGUACGACGAUUUGAAUGAAAACAAAGUAAAUGCACCAGAAACUACAGUACUUUCCCGACCUCCACCACGUAGACCAAUAAAUUAUAAUUCAUACCAACACGACAGUGUGACUAAAAACCAUAAUGACGUAUCUGAUAUAACUAAGACACCCUUCAAACAAUCAUUAAAGAAUAUAAAUGGCAAAAUACCUGUUCCCGUUAUGAUGGAUUUCGUGACACCCAAUGGUAUGCGUCCCGAACUAAACGACAUAUCAAUGAUACACCACGUUUCACGUAAUCGUACUGUUCAUAUUAGAAAACCAAUGAAUAAUGACAAUCCUUAUACAUUAAGGCCACCUAAAUACUUAAAUCAAACAACAUUGAGGCCAUAUACAGUAAGGCAUAGAUUAGCUAAGCCAACUUCUGUAAAAGACACGUUGAGUCAAAGUGACGAUACGAGACAAACCAGAGGUAAAAUACGUCACCAUAACAUUGUAGCAGAAAUGAAAUUAACAACCCCAUCUGAUAGCUUACGACAAGAAACACGCUAUACAAAGACUAGUCAUGAUGACAAAACAAACAGUUUGGAGCCAACUGAGAGUGUUACGCCAUCCUCGUACUCCGCUAGCCCUCGGCCAAAAAUGCUAUAUAAUGGUUCUCAAUCUUACAUACCUGACCAAUACGAUCCAUAUUAUGCUGUUUACGACGAAGACGGUGAAUUGUACAAAGAUACAGAUUAUGAGCAGCAAUAUAACACAGCCUCGCUCCGACCGGCAGUCCAGCAGACGUACCGUGGCACGCCACCGCCCCCGCCCCCGCCGGCUCGCCGACCUGUUGAGACCUACACACCGCGACCUGUGCUCCCUGACGACUACGACGAUGCUUUAAUCCAAGGACAGAUAUCCAACCAAAACCAGUAUCAACCUUCGAUUAGACAACAGACAAGAUUGUCUACUGAUGAAAAUUCGUUUCGCGAAUCCGAUCCUACUGAAAGUUAUAAAUCUUUCAAUGAAUCCCAAACAACCGUUCCUCCAACAUUAUCUCCUGUCAUAAAUUUGUCAUCCCUUGCCAAACCCUUUGAAAAGACUGGUAACUCGAACAGGUUAAGUAAUGACGUAUCUUCUACUACUACUACUACUACUAAUUCACCGACUCGAAGGACUUCACCGAGGACAACUUCAAGCAAAAAAAAUAUCGUUGAAAUUGUACAUUCUGAUUCUAAUAAGACAAAUAAAAAAAUGAUAUCAUUAACAACAGGUUUUUCCAUCCGUCGAAACAUUAAUGACACAAAUAAUCCAUACACGGUAACAGUUUAUAGAACACCUCAAAAUUCUAGAAAUAGCGACAGUAAAAAACAUGACAUUCAAAGAUAUUAUUAUUAUGAUUUAAACAAAAAUAGCGAUACUUUGAAGAAGAAUGAAGAUGUAUUCAACAAUGAUCAAAGUUCUUCAACACGACGGAACGAUGCUAGUGUAGACGUUGAGGAAGUAACUAAAUACAAAAAGCCACUUAACAAAGUAACAUCUACUUCAAAACCAAGAAUUCUAAUAACUACUACACCCUCACCCACAGAUUCUACCAAGUACUAUUUAAAAACUGUUUUAAAACGUCCAGCUCAACAACUUACUAAAUUUGAAAAUAUUGACCAAUCUACAGAAAAUAACAUUAAAAACGAUGAACCUAUUGAAUCAGAAUUAGAAGACAUUAAUAAUGAUUAUAUUUUUAGUCCUUUAGAAUCAAGUACAGAGAAAAUUAAUGAUCAAUUAUAUACGGCUAAUAGACAAUGGGACAAACCUGUAAUAUCACCGUAUGAAACAUUAAAUAAUUUGCGAAAUAAAGAAACGGAUCAAGAUUUAGAUUACAUUUCAACAAGUACUACUACUAGCAGCACAACAACAAUCGCGCCAAGGCAAUAUUUAGACAGAUACGUAACAGAAAAACACUCACCCCGCAAGUCUUCUUACUAUACAUACCGAGUAGCAGAUGACGAUGUUCUAGAUCAAACAACAGAAAUGUUCAACGGAAGGGUUAAAAAUAUAAUUAAAACAUUUUUCAAUAGUUUACAAAGCACACCGAUUAUAGAAACAUCUUCACAUUUUUCUUCUUCUCCCCGCAACGAAGAAAUUGUUAAUAUAGGUUUCCAAAAAAAGAAAGUUAAAUAUGCGGACGAAAAACCAGUACGAAAUAAUAUCAAAUAUGUUCAAAUAAUUACAGAACCGGUAGCUAUAGCAGAAAUUGCUCCUACUUAUACGACUGUUGCAGAAGUAGUAAAAGAAUCAGAAGAUCCUUCCAUAACAACGUCAACGUUGAAUCCGUCAACAACAUUAGUUCAGUUUCCACAAGACCAACAAACACCACCGACGAUAUUAGAGAGUUCAACAAUUAACGACUUUGUAAAUAUACAAAAGCCUACUACUUAUGAAUCUAAAUUUAGUAAGCUUGUGACUAAUAAGCCACAUACAGAAAAAUCCCGUAAAUAUUCAAAAAUAAUUACUACUAAAGAACCUUCUACUGUAUACCCUAAUAGCUCGCCUUCAAAUGAAUAUCAGUAUGAACCUACAUCCGAACUAAAUAAACCAACUGAUAUUUCUAGUACGACACCUGACGAACUUCAACCUAUUAUUGUAAGUGACAUUGCUUCGACUACUAGUACGACUAAAUCGACAACGACCAUUAAAACUGAAUACGACUCGACGUCGACUAAGUCGACUUUACCUUUCCCAACACGGGUUUCGCGAGUCAAUCCCGCCAUAAAGUUAGCUGCGAAAAGCCUCGGAGGUGGGCGCAGGAGUUAUCAAUCGCCGCCAAAUUGCUCAACAGACAACCGUCUGCAAGCGAAUCCAAAAUGCAACGAAAUCAAAUACCAGAGACCAAGCAGUACACGCGGACGUGGUUCCGCACAUUACUCUACUUCGGGUGGAUCUGAAACAUCUCAACAAACACCUAAUAGAGGAACUCCACCAACACGGAGUCGUCCUACAUUGAAACCAUCGACAGCUAUUGUUUCUAAAACUUCAGAAAGUGUUGAUAUUUACACCAACCCGCCUAAAAGACCUUCACCUGUGUAUCCUCAGCCAACGCCUGAUAAAACUGCAGCCAAAUGUAGAAAGGACGUAUGCCUCUUACCAGAUUGCUUCUGUGGCGGAAAAGAUAUACCCGGAAAUUUACCCGCUGACGAAGUACCACAAAUUGUACUUGUAACUUUCGACGAUGCCGUGAACGAUUUAAAUAAAAUGUAUUAUGAAGAGCUCUUUGAGAGGGGACGAGUUAACCCUAAUGGUUGUCCCAUUACCGCUACUUUUUAUGUAUCUCACGAAUGGACCGAUUAUAGUCAAAUACAGAAUUUAUAUGCAGAUGGUCACGAAUUCGCCUCCCACACUAUAUCUCAUAGUUUUGGUGAGCAAUUUUCUCAAAAGAAAUGGAAUAGAGAAGUAGGUGGACAAAGGGAAAUAUUGGCCGCAUAUGGUGGAGUAAAAUUGGAGGACGUGAGAGGCAUGAGGGCACCUUUCCUGUCUGUUGGUGGUAAUAAGAUGUUCAAAAUGCUGUACGACUCCAACUUUACCUAUGAUUCAUCUCUGCCUGUGUACGAAAAUAGACCACCUAGCUGGCCAUAUACUCUGGAUUAUAAAUUAUUCCACGACUGCAUGAUUCCACCCUGUCCGACUAAGUCAUACCCAGGUGUUUGGGAAGUGCCUAUGGUUAUGUGGCAAGAUCUUAAUGGUGGCAGAUGCUCAAUGGGUGACGCCUGCGCCAACCCUCCAGAUGCUGAAGGAGUUUAUAAAAUGAUAUUGAAGAACUUUGAUAGACAUUACACAACUAACAGAGCCCCGUUCGGUCUAUUCUAUCACGCUGCUUGGUUCACUCAACCACAUCACAAGGCAGGUUUCAUAAUGUUCCUAGAUUUUAUCAAUAAAAUGAAGGACGUUUGGAUUGUAACGAACUGGCAAGCUAUCCAGUGGGUUCGUGAUCCAACACCAAUAUCAAGGUUGAAUAACUUCCAACCUUUCCAGUGCAAUUAUCAGGAUCGUCCCAAGAAAUGUAACAAUCCUAAAGUAUGUAAUCUCUGGCACAAGUCCGGAGUGAGAUACAUGAGAACAUGUCAACCGUGCCCAGAAAUCUACCCAUGGACAGGGAAGACCGGAAUCAGGUCUUCUCGCAUCGACAACGAAAUAGAAGAGAAAUAAAUAUUAACUAGUAGAAGAUCUCGUAUCCAUCUUUGAUAGUGAUCCUAUGAGAUUUGUAAAAACGAUUUUGUAGCCAAUGAGGCAAGGAUCAUUUUACUAGACGUUUAGUAGAAAUUGUGUUGUCACCAACUCGAAGAGUGCCAUGUAGGUUUUGAUGGUCACAAAGAAAACGAUGGUAUACAAUUUCGUUGAAGAUGUGAUUCGAUAUUUUUAGUAAAUACACUAAUUAUUAUUGACGAUAGUAAAUGCGUAUUGUAUUGGAAACUGUGAUAUUGUAUGUUUUCAAUCAUCUAGGAUGAGAAAUACUUCGAAAACUACCUAAAAUAUAAUUAUUUAAGAAUUUGGUAUUGUAGAAUGAAUACAUGGUGCAAUGAUUAUUUGCAAUACUUCCAUUUUCAUAUUUACGUCUAUUCACAAUAACUUUUUGUUUCUUUAUAUUUCUCCAAGUAAAAUCUGAAUUCAUUUCAACAAAUUAAUUUUUCUGUUUUUUCGAUAUUGUUAUACAAGAGCCAUAUUAAAAUUUAGACGUUCUUAAAUCUUGCCAGCUUUGUGGUUGACACUGCCUUUUUAUAUUGAAUAAUUGUAAAUAUAGUGUUAGCGUUUUGUACUAGGAUAGGUAUUUAGACUUUUAUAGAACGAUGCAAAUACUAUGUAUGUAAUUGGACCUUUAGGAAAAUAAUGGAAAAUUCUGUUGCGCAGACGUCUGACUACAUCGAUUUUAGAUGAAGCACAUGUCUCUGCGACUGAAUAACGAAAUUCUACUUUUCAUCCAUUCGUUUUCGUAAAAUAUCAAAUUCACUACAAUGUAGGUUUAUAUCACGAUUAGUUUAACGCUUUUUUCUACUGCAACGCAAAUUAAAAGGCGCUUACUAUAAAUUUAUUAUACAGAAGUAAUAUUUAUAAGUAUUAUUGUAAAUAUAGGAUUAGUAUUUAAAAUUGGUAGUACCGUUUUGUACGAUGAAUUUAUUUGAUUGUGUAUUUUAUAUUUUUAUUCACCGGCAAUUUCAUUAUAUCUCAAAUCUUAGAUUUGGAAUCUUUAAUAUUAUAAUUAGUUUCCAUUUAAAUUCAUGUUAAACUUACUUGAAUAGAAAUGUGAUUGAAUGUCAUGUGCUGAAAAUAAAAUUUAUUUAAUUUAA